Macrobrachium nipponense is the source of this 1942-nucleotide messenger RNA. Its product is annotated as GPN-loop GTPase 1-like. The transcript has 3 exons. The coding region runs from base 142 to 1350 and encodes 402 amino acids. The record is from RefSeq and is a predicted model, not a curated record. Gene Ontology annotation, molecular function: GTPase activity. Lineage: Eukaryota; Metazoa; Arthropoda; Malacostraca; Decapoda; Palaemonidae.
UCCUCAUAACAAGCAUGGCCAGCUUCCCUGUUUGCUUCUACGGUUUUGUGUACUACGCAUUACCAAUAGUCAGUGCUGUGUGUGCUUGUUGAUACAAGUUUAUUUUCUCAAAUACUUUUAUUGUUUCACUGUUCAACAGACAUGGAGGAAACAUCCAGCAAAGAAGACGUGAAAAUGGAAGUGACGAGCGAGGAAAGAAGUGAGAAAAUUCAUAGCAAAGAGACUGGAGAGCCAGCCUCUAGUAGCACAGGUGGUCCUAGCAGUGCUAAGGAAACCCCCACACCAAGUUCCUCGAAAAAGAAAGAACCCGUGUGCAUAAUCGUCUUAGGAAUGGCGGGAUCUGGCAAAACGACUUUUGUGAAGCGGCUCGAUUCAUUUCUCAAUGUGCGGAAACCCCAUAAUGUGGUUAAUUUAGAUCCGGCAGUGGAUCACGUCCCCUACAUGUCUUACAUUGACAUUCGUGAUACAGUCAAUUACAAAGAAGUCAUGAAGCAGUAUGGACUCGGUCCAAACGGUGGUAUUGUGACGUCGUUGAAUUUAUUUUCAACAAUGUUUAAUGAUGUGUUGAAAUUAAUAGAAAAAAAGGAACACGAAUUAGACUAUGUGAUUUUCGACACGCCAGGACAGAUUGAGGUUUUCAACUGGUCAGCAUCAGGGCCUAUAAUCGCAGGUGCAUUAGCCUCUGCGUACCCCACAGUAAUUGUUUACGUCUUGGAUGUAGUGCGCUCCGCUAAUCCACAGACUUUCAUGUCAAACAUGCUUUAUGCAUGUUCCAUUUUGUACAAGUACAAACUUCCAUUUGUUAUAGCAAUGAAUAAAAUUGAUAUCAUAAGCUGUAAAUUUGCAAUGGACUGGCUAAAGGACUUUGAAGAAUUUCAAGAUGCCAUGGCCUCUGAAUCUAAUUAUGCUUCAAACCUAACACGUUCAUUAUCUCUAGCGUUGGAAGAAUUUUACAAACACAUUAAGGCCUGUGGUGUAUCGGCGUAUAGCGGUGAGGGCCUGGAAGAUUUCAUGAAGCUCAUUGAUGAAGGAGCAGUUGAAUAUGAAGACUAUAGAACUGAAUAUGAGAUGCUGAAAGGUCAGAGAAAAGAAGCAGAAGCAAAACGUCAAGCAAGCAACAUCAAGCACAUAAAGAAGGACGUAGAAAAGGAAGGUCUGUGCUAUGUUCGACAGCAAAUUAGAGAGCAAACAGAUAUAUAUCUCACACCUGGAGGUGAUGAAGAUCAUGAAGAGGAAGAGUUAGACGAGGAUGAUACUGAGGAGAAGAAUGAAUUGGCAUCCUUUCAACAGUUUCUCCAGGAACAUAAGAUCAAACAGGAACAAAAAGCUAAAGACAGUGGAACACAGUGAACUUUUGGCCUAUGUUUAUACCCUUUUUUAUUCUGUCAUAAAAUUUGAAGCAUUGGAAGCAUUAUGAUAUGCACCAUACUGACUUUUAUAGAUCUUACUGUUGUUAAGGCUGCCACAGUCUCACAUAAGAUUUUAUUUUAUAUUUUUGACAUGUUUUUGUAACACUCAUCUGUAGGGAUUUUCUAUGCUCUUCAUUUUACUGGUGUGAUAAUGUCAUAAAUUCAUACAGUGUAAGUCAUAAGUAUCAUGUGACUUGGUAAGAAUAUGACAUGAACCUCCAGAUUGAAUGUGUGUACAGUUAAAUAUUGAAUACAACUGAUUAUUUUUAUGGAUAUUCUCAUGCAAUAUUUAGCCACUUUUUCACUAACUUUUGUAGUUUAAAUUCCCCUGCAUUCUCAGGCAUCUCUUGUUGUGGUAUUCUUAUUGUAUUACUUGGGAAUGAUGUUCUACUCUCAUUUACACACUUUCCCCCAUUAAAAAGUAAAUUAUUGUGGUACUCACACAUGUUAUAUUUGAUCUGAUCUUUGAGAAUUAGUGAAAACAUCAUGUAUUGUAAAAACUUCUUGUGUUAUUAAAUAUUUUUUAUUAAUGA